AGGACUGACGCGCUUCCCCGGCGAGUCUUUUUCUUUUGUCCUCUUCCUCUUCCUUGAUAAAUUCUUCUUUUCUACAAAUUGCAUUCACAGAUUCACUAAAUCGCUUUCUGGUACAUUCUACAUGGAUAUAUACGUAUCAGCAUACAUAUAAGAAUCGUACAACUCGGUCUUCGAUAACUCCGGUAUUCAACGGGGGGCCUUUUGUUAAACUAACAUUUGUAGGAGUUCUAUCUUUCGUUCUGUUUAGUGCUGCUUUCUAUUUAAUAAUUUGAAUAGUGCUGGACGAUGGAGAGUUUAUUUGGUAAAAUUCGGAAUCUCGACGCUUACCCUAAGAUCAAUGAGGAUUUCUACAGCAGAACCCUCUCUGGAGGUCUCAUAACUAUCGCUUCCUCCAUCUUCAUGCUCCUUCUCUUCAUAUCCGAGCUCAGACUAUAUCUUCAUGCUGUAACUGAGACAAAGUUAGUGGUAGACACAUCAAGAGGAGAAAGACUCCGCAUCAAUUUUGAUGUGACUUUUCCAGCACUCGCAUGCUCAAUACUCAGUCUUGAUGCUAUGGAUAUAAGUGGAGAGCAACAUCUUGAUGUUAGACAUGACAUCAUUAAGAAAAGGAUCGAUGCUCAUGGUAAUGUAAUAGAAACAAGGCAGGAUGGUAUUGGUCAUCCCAAGAUCGAAAAGCCUUUACAAAGACAUGGAGGAAGGCUUGAACACAAUGAAACAUAUUGUGGCUCAUGUUAUGGUGCAGAAGCGUCAGAUGAUGAUUGUUGUAACUCCUGUGAAGAAGUUCGCGAAGCAUAUAGAAAGAAAGGCUGGGCAAUCUCCAACCCAGAUCUGAUUGACCAGUGCAAAAGAGAAGGUUUUCUUCAACAGAUCAAAGAGGAGGAAGGUGAAGGUUGUAAUAUAUAUGGAUUCUUGGACGUCAAUAAGGUAGCUGGCAAUUUUCAUUUUGCACCUGGGAAGAGUUUCCAACAGUCGAACGUGCAUGUUCACGAUCUGCUAGCAUUUCAGAUGGACAGUUUUAAUAUAAGUCACAAGAUCAACAGAUUAGCAUUUGGGGACUACUUUCCUGGUGUAAUAAAUCCUUUGGAUGGUGUGCUAUGGUUACAACAAACACCAAAUGCUAUGUAUCAGUAUUUUCUAAAGGUGGUAUCUACUGUAUUCACUGAUGUAAAUGGGAAUACCAUACAAUCGAAUCAGUUCUCUGUAACUGAACAUGUUAGGGGAUCAGAAGUGGGUCACCUUCAAUCUCUUCCAGGAGUUUUCUUCUUUUAUGACCUGUCACCAAUAAAGGUGACUUUCACAGAGACGCACGUUUCAUUCUUGCACUUCCUAACCAAUGUUUGCGCCAUUGUUGGAGGUGUUUUCACUGUUUCGGGGAUAAUAGACUCGUGUGUUUAUCAUGGUCAAAAAGCUGUCAGGAAGAAACUGGAGAUUGGCAAGUUUAGCUAAUUAUUGAUUCUCCUACAAUUUUAUCUCUGUCCCAGUUCUUACCCAUGAGCAACAUCUUUCUGGAAAGGGAACAGAAAAUUUGGAUCGGAAUGUCCUUGUAGGGUAGAGUGGUUUAUGGACAUAUUAAUGAUUUUAUUGCGAUGUGUUUGUUAGUGAAUCAACUAACCUCUAUAGUUCAUUUUUUAGCGAAGUCUUUUUGAGGAUUUACAAAGAUAUCUGUACUUGCAUACUACUAAUGCCAAUCCUAUGAGGUGAUUGUCUCUUUUUUCACAUUUCA
Molecule: messenger RNA, 1723 nt
Organism: Olea europaea var. sylvestris
Lineage: Eukaryota; Viridiplantae; Streptophyta; Magnoliopsida; Lamiales; Oleaceae
Product: endoplasmic reticulum-Golgi intermediate compartment protein 3-like
Exons: 13
Coding region: 286-1446 (386 amino acids)
Cellular component (GO): endoplasmic reticulum; COPII-coated ER to Golgi transport vesicle
Source: RefSeq, a predicted model, not a curated record